Messenger RNA from Tuber melanosporum (Perigord truffle), 3408 nucleotides. RefSeq lists its product as uncharacterized. The transcript is spliced from 6 exons. Bases 1 to 3078 code for a protein of 1025 amino acids. NCBI's taxonomy places the organism in Eukaryota, Fungi, Ascomycota, Pezizomycetes, Pezizales, Tuberaceae. Gene Ontology annotation, molecular function: DNA binding. Gene Ontology annotation, biological process: transcription by RNA polymerase II. Gene Ontology annotation, cellular component: RNA polymerase II, core complex. The record is from RefSeq and is a predicted model, not a curated record.
AUGAAUCUUCAUGUUCCCCAAUCCGAAGAAACACGUGCUGAAGUUAGCCAACUCUGUAUGGUGCCUUUGAAUGUCGUGUCGCCUCAGAAGAAUGGACCUCUCAUGGGCAUUGUCCAAGACACUCUCUGCGGUAUCUACAAAAUGUGCCGAAGAGAUGUAUUUCUCAAUCGUGAACAAGUUAUGAAUAUUCUCAUGUGGGUACCCAAUUGGGAUGGAACAAUACCUACGCCUGCAAUCUUGAAACCUCGACCUCGUUGGACUGGGAAGCAAAUGAUUAGUUUAGUUAUUCCUCCUGGGAUAAAUAAGGUUGAUCUCGCAGGGGGGAAGUGGUCUCCGUUAAACGACGAGGGCUUACUAGUUCAUGGCGGUGAGCUGAUGUUUGGGCUUCUUAACAAAAAGGCGGUCGGACAGUCUCAUUUGAGUUUGAUUCAUAUCAUAUACAACGAGAAGGGUGCCUACCGAUGCUUAGAAUUCUUCAAUGGUUGUCAGACAAUUGUCAAUUACUGGCUGCUCCAUAACGGCUUUAGUAUUGGUAUUGGGGAUACCAUUCCGGAUAAGUUAACUAUCGAGAAGAUUGCAGCGACUGUCAAAGAGAAAAAAGACGAGGUCAAUGCAGUUACUGAUAAAGCUCAGCGCAACGAGCUCGAACCCCUACCGGGAAUGAAUAUCCGUGAUACUUUCGAGAACUUGGUCCAGAAAUCGCUUAACUCUGCCCGCGAUAAGGCAGGUUCUGACACUGAGAAGAGUUUGAAGGACAGCAACAAUGCAAUUCAGAUGGCUCGAUCUGGUUCAAAGGGUUCUAACAUCAACAUCUCUCAGAUGACAGCGGUCGUAGGCCAACAAUCGGUUGAGGGGAAGCGUAUUCCCUUCGGGUUCAAAUACCGCACCUUGCCCCAUUUCACAAAAGAUGAUUAUAGUCCUGAAUCCCGCGGAUUCGUGGAGAAUUCCUAUCUUCGUGGCCUUACCCCUCAAGAGUUCUUUUUCCAUGCCAUGGCUGGUAGAGAAGGUUUGAUUGAUACAGCUGUCAAGACUGCCGAGACUGGUUACAUUCAGAGACGGUUGGUUAAAGCGUUGGAAGACGUCAUGGCCAAAUAUGACGGUACCGUGAGAAAUUCCCUUGGGGAUAUCAUCCAGUUCAUUUAUGGUGAAGAUGGCCUUGACGGAAUCGUCGACGAGAAGCUACAAUUACCCAUCAAUAUCCUUCGCAUCUUGGAGAACGCCCGCACUAUUUUCCGUAUCAAGCAUCGCGCUCGGAGUAAUCUUCAUCCUCUUGAAGUCACUGAAAAAGUCAAAGAACUUGUGAAGAAGCUCGUUUCUCGGUUCGCUCGAGCCGCAGUGCAACCUGGCGAAAUGGUUGGGGUCCUCGCUGCGCAGUCCAUUGGUGAGCCGGCUACUCAGAUGACGUUGAAUACUUUCCAUUUCGCUGGUGUGUCGUCUAAGAAUGUCACUCUUGGUGUUCCUCGGUUAAAGGAAAUUCUCAACGUUGCCAAGAACAUCAAGACUCCCUCUAUGAUGGUUUACCAGGUUCCAGAAAAUACCCACGAGAAGGAAACUGCGAAAGCACUUCGUUCAGCGGUCGAACAUACAACCUUACGGUCAGUCACUGAGACCACUGAGAUUUGGUACGACCCUGAUCCGAGGGAUACUGUCAUAGAAGAGGAUAAGGAGACUGUUUUUGAUGAUAACGCAGAAAUUCCAAAUAUUAGAUGUCGAAUGAAGAAUGCGGACCAAGCCAAAUCUUUGGAUGAGGAGAGUGAUCUUGAAGAAGACACCAUGCUCAAACGUCUAGAGAAUCACAUCCUUGACGAAUUAACCCUCAAUGGCGUACUCGAAGUUGAAGGGGUUGAUACUACCAGAACCUACUCCAACACAUUCGAGGAAAUCUUACAAGUUUUCGGAAUCGAGGCUACUAGAGGUGCACUUCUUCGAGAGUUAAGGCAGGUGUUGGCUUUCGAUGGUUCUUAUGUUAACGAACGACAUCUUGCGCUUCUUUGCGAUGUCAUGACUUCGCGUGGACACCUGAUGGCCAUCACUCGCCAUGGCAUUAAUCGUGCAGACACCGGUGCGCUCAUGAGGUGUUCUUUUGAGGAGACUGUGGAAAUCUUGUUGGAAGCAGCAGCCUCGGGAGAAUUGGAUGAUUGCAGGGGAAUCUCUGAAAAUGUUAUGUUGGGACAAUUGGCUCCUUUGGGGACAGGGGAAUUCGACGUCUUCUUGGACGAAAAGAUGUUGGCCGAGGUGAUUGUUGACAAUUCACGCGUUACCGGUGGAGAAAUACCAGGCAUGGGCAAGGGUGUUCUCGCGGACGGCGCCGCAACUCCUUACGACAGUUCCUCACCAAUGUAUGGUGACCCUUACGUGGGAUCACCCGAUGCCGGUGCCGCGUUCUCGCCUAUGCAACAUACUGGCUCGGAGACGCCAGGUGGAUUGACCGACUACCAAGCCCCUGGGUUCGGAUCAAGCUACGGUGGUGCGGGUGCCAGGAGUCCUCUAACAUAUUCACCAACGAGCCCUUUUGGCACAAGUCCAACCUCUCCGGGCUACUCCCCCGCUUCGCCUGCAUAUUCGCCUACAUCGCCUAACAUGGCUAUUACGAGCCCGGGAUUCAGUGCAGCGUCCCCCAGAUUUUCGCCCGCCAGUCCUGCCUACAGCCCAACGUCCCCUGGAUACUCACCGACAUCCCCAGCUUACGGAGGUGGCCUUGGUGUUGGUGGAUCCCCAACCUCUCCUAACUAUUCGCCAACAAGUCCUAGCUUCAGCCCAACAAGCCCAACAUACAGUCCAACCAGUCCUAACUACUCCCCCACAAGCCCUGCAUACUCCCCGACCAGCCCUGACUACUCCCCUACUAGCCCUGCCUUCAGUGGUGGGGUUGGUAACAGUCAUUCUCCAACUUCGCCGACCAGUCCCAACUAUAGUCCUACAAGCCCUGUCUAUUCUCCUGGCAGUCCCGCUGCUAGCUAUAGCCCGACAAGUCCAACCUUCCAGAGUCCCACUCAGGGGAGUCCGAGGUGGUCGCCGACAAGCCCCGGGCCAAGCUAUUCACCAACAUCCCCUAGAGACCCCCCGAGGAAUUCUUAAUAAGGGGGCUAGAUUUCUGAUUCCGAAAAUAAUUCUUACAUGAAAUGGCUUUUUUUAAAAAGUUUUCCUUUUUUGCUUCAAGUUUUUUGUUUUUGCAUGGGGUAAAACGGAUUCUACAGCUUUUUCCUUUCAUUUCCUUUUUCUUUUUCGUGAUUGAUUGAUGUUUUACUCUUCUCGGAGGUCCGGACAUUUGUUCAGAGGAGUCGUGUUUCUGUAGGCAGGGGUUUCUAGUUGGGGUGGUUAGUGGCAAAGUCAAGGAUUGAUGAUGAGAGAGAGCCAUGCCUAUCGGCUGUAUUAGUACAUGUCAAUAAAACGUGGAAGUUAAUUUGA